AGACCCUUUAGACUCAACGUCAACUAUGCUCCAACCGCGGAUCGUCGGUGCGGAACAUUAUGAAACCGCGCAAAGAGUUAAGCAAACCUUACAACGUUACAAAGAACUUCAGGACAUUAUAGCUAUCCUUGGGUUGGACGAAUUGUCCGAAGAGGAUCGCUUAACCGUAGCAAGAGCACGAAAAAUGGAGCGUUUCUUAUCACAACCCUUUUUCGUAGCGGAAGUUUUUACCGGUUCCCCGGGGAAAUAUGUUGGUCUAGCAGAAACUAUUAGAGGGUUUAAAUUGAUUCUUUCUGGAGAAUUAGACGGUCUUCCGGAGCAGGCCUUUUAUUUGGUAGGUAACAUCGAUGAAGCUACUGAGAAGGCUACGAAAUUAACUUAGAAAAGGAGAGCAAAUUGAAGAAAUGACCUUAAAUCUUUGUGUACUCACCCCUAAUCGAAUUGUUUGGGAUUCAGAAGUGAAAGAAAUCAUUUUAUCAACUAAUAGUGGACAAAUUGGCAUAUUACCGGAUCACGCGCCUAUUGCCACAGCUGUAGAUAUAGGUGUUUUGAAAAUACGCCUUAACGACCAAUGGUUAACAAUGGCUCUAAUGGAUGGUUUUGCUAGAAUAGUCAAUAAUGAGAUCACUCUUUUAGUAAAGGAUGCGGAGAAAGGUAGUGACAUUGAUCCACAAGAAGCUCAGCAAACUCUUGAAAUAGCAGAAGCUAACUUGCAGAAAGCGGAAGGCAAGAUGCAAACAAUUGAGGCAAAUCUAGCUCUCAGACGCGCUAGGACACGAGUAGAGGCUAUCAAUGCGAUUGCGAUUUCGUAACUAGUCGCCAAAUACUGGAAAGAAUCUCUGUAUACACUUCCUUUUUUUAUUUUCCGAUUAAAUCGAAUAAAAUGAAAUCGGAUUUUUAGAUAAAAAAAUUUCAAAAUGAAAACUGAAGUAGAAUAGGAUGAAAACGAUCUAAAAUCACUAAAAGAAGGUGGGUAAAAAAACUUAUUAGAUACCAGGGAUUCCGGUGUCUAAUAAGUUCUACCUACUAUUGGAUUUGAACCAAUGACUCCCGCCGUAUGAAAGCAAUACUCUAACCACUGAGUUAAGUAGGUCAUUUAUCAUCAUAAAGAAAAAAGCAAAGGAACCUAUCACAUCAAUGGAUUAGAAAUGCAAUAAUACUUCGAAGCAAUA
Molecule: messenger RNA, 1172 nt
Organism: Rubroshorea leprosula
Lineage: Eukaryota; Viridiplantae; Streptophyta; Magnoliopsida; Malvales; Dipterocarpaceae
Source: the annotation of a GenBank genome assembly